AGUGUGUCUUUAUUUCGUAAAGAUGUGAAGUUUAGAUACGUAAGCAUUCAAUGAACAAAUAAUUCAUUACAUUCAGGAAAAUAUGCAUAUUGUCUGAUCUUUGUGUCCGAAGAAGUAGCUACAGAAUCCUUCCACAAUCCAAUCCAAUCUUCCAUUUUAAAUGUUAUUUUGGCUGAACAUUGAGGCGAGACCUGGCAACCCUUGACUUUCCUCGAGGUCCUUCCUUGUUUAACUGUAUAAAUGCUUUCGUUUCACCAUGAGCUUUAACUUUCAUUUUCUGUUGCCAGAAAGAGGGUUGAGCACGCGUUGUUCGACUGGUUAUUCGGAUGUUUCCUAUUGAUGUGCUGGUUCGACUACAAUUAUUCUGGAGUCUGCUGCGGAGCCUUAUAAACCAGAUUUGGCGUUUUGUAAGGAGCAGAAGUUUGCCAGUUACUUGCCGGUUUGACAUGGAGUCAGAUGAUAACUGCGAGUGGGACUCCACAUGGGAAGACGAAGACACAACUAAAAUAUCCAAAGAGAGAGAAUGGGAUCCAUCUAACUGGGCAUCGAACAGGAGUCGAAGAAUGUAUGCUGCAAAGGACAUGCAGGCCUAUCGGCAUAGAGUCAGAGAUGUUGAUAAUGUCAAAGAUGAUGAUGAUGAUGAUGAUGAUGAAGAAGAUGAUGAAGAAGACUUGUAUAACCUGAGGUUUUACCAAGGUCAGAGGAGAUCUGUCCCUGAUGAUGUACAUAUUCAUGAUUUUCAUAAGGAAUGGCAUGCUGAUUACAACAGGCUGGAAAGAGUUCACUCCUACAUUCAGUGGUUGUUUCCAUUACAAGAGCCAGGGAUGAAUUGGGACGCACAUGUGCUCACAAAAAAAGAAAUAAAGCUUUUCCGUGAAGAUGAAAAUGCAAAAAAUAAUUUGGUGAAAUCAUACAAGCUCAUGUUGGAUUUCUACGGCAUAGAGUUGGUCAAUGAAAGUACAGGAGAAGUGACACAUGCUCCUAACUGGCAAGAUCGCUUCAGGAACCUGAACAGAAAUACACACAACAACCUUCGUAUCACACGCAUCCUGAAGUCUUUGGGGACUUUGGGAUUCCAGCACUACCAGGCCCCGCUGGUCAAGUUCUUCCUCAAAGUAACUCUUGUGGAUGGACACCUUGAAAGAGUGAAACAAAGUGUACUGGAUUACUUUAUGUUUGCUGUAUUGGACAAGUUAAAGAGGAGGGAUUUAAUUAGAUAUGCCUUUAAACAUUUUGAGUCACAAGACAAGUUUGUGUGGGGUCCCAAGAAGAUUCUGUCAGGUGAUGUCAGUAAACAUGGUGAAAAUGAAACUGACAAGUUUACUACAGAGAACGAAUGUACGCCAUCUGAGGAAAAUUCAAAUCACAAUAGCAUAUUAGAUGCAAAGGAGAUAUCUCAUGGAGAGCAGUUAAGUUCUAAGGAUUCAACCUGUAUAUCUUCCACCAGUAACCCUGCAGAAGAAGCAGAAGAAACUCCAAAAAGUGAACUAGAGAAGUCCAGUGACAGCAAACAUGAAGUAACCCAAAAGGUUCAUCCUAGCGAAGGGAUGGAAAGUGGAGAACAUGCAGCAAAGAAUACUGAUGAAACUAUGUUUGUUUAAUGAGUUCCAGCUUUAGUUUCUCUGCUCUGUAUUAUUUUACAAAAAAGUUAUUUGAAUGCCCUUCUUGGAUUUAAGUUGAAUUUGAAUUUAAGCUGUAUAUCCUAAACUUUAAGUUGAAGAAUAAGAUUUUGAAAGUUUCUUUUUUAAUUAUUAUUAUUCCUUGCUUACAUAGUAACUUGAUUACAUGAAAUAAGAAGCAGUAUUCUAAAAUUUAAUUUGCCUGACUUAAGCAAAUAAAUGUUUCUCCAUUGACAAAAUAGUAUUGGAAAAGUCUGAAGGGUUCACAAAGAAGUUCAGUAGAGUGAUGAAGCAAGGUUGUGAUAUGAAAUCUAACACUAAUAAAUGUUAGAUUUAUGUGUCCUCUUUUGUUGAUCUGUUUAAUUGUUUUGAAAUAACUUAAAAUAUAUUGGAUGCCUUUUAUGCCUCAAGUUGAAAUGUGAGAUUUUGAAAUUACAUGCUUUUUUUUUUUUUUUACAGAUGUAUGAAUGAAGAUUAGUAGGUCUUAUAAAAUGUCAAUGCAAUACUGUACUAGUGGAUGUAACAGAUUAAUCUAUUGAGGAACAAAGUUGCCUUUUUGUGUGCGUGUGGUUUCAGUUGUCGAAGUAAAUAAAUAUUUUCUCUUCUGGCGAAUUGUAUCAUUAUUGAUAAAAAUAA
This is a messenger RNA of Xyrauchen texanus (razorback sucker), 2255 nucleotides long. Its product is annotated as opioid growth factor receptor-like protein 1. The coding region runs from base 327 to 1601 and encodes 424 amino acids. Lineage: Eukaryota; Metazoa; Chordata; Actinopteri; Cypriniformes; Catostomidae. The record is from RefSeq and is a predicted model, not a curated record. The transcript is spliced from 8 exons. Gene Ontology annotation, molecular function: opioid growth factor receptor activity. Gene Ontology annotation, cellular component: membrane.